Molecule: messenger RNA, 8418 nt
Organism: Melopsittacus undulatus (budgerigar)
Lineage: Eukaryota; Metazoa; Chordata; Aves; Psittaciformes; Psittaculidae
Gene: SUFU
Product: SUFU negative regulator of hedgehog signaling
Exons: 12
Coding region: 123-1580 (485 amino acids)
Cellular component (GO): cytoplasm; nucleus
Molecular function (GO): transcription factor binding
Source: RefSeq, a predicted model, not a curated record
CUUGGGCCGGGCUGGGGGUGCGUGCGGCUGGGAGUGGAGCGGGUUUGAGCUGAGCCGAACCGAACCGAGCAGAGCCGAGCAGGCCGUGACUAGCCGCGGCCGCCGCUGCGCCGUCCUCGGACAUGGAGGGCGUGCGGCCUGGCGGGGGUCCCCCCGCGGGCGGCCCGGGUUCAGGCUCGGGGUCCGGGUCCGGCUCCUUCCCGUCGCUGUUCCCGCCGGGGCUGCACGGUAUCUACGGCGAGUGCCGUCGCCUUUACCCCGACCAGCCCAACCCGCUCCAGGUCACCGCCAUCCUCAAGUACUGGCUGGGAGGACCUGACCCCUUGGACUACGUUAGCAUGUACAGAAACCUGGGAAACCCAGCUCUGAAUGUUCCUGAGCACUGGCACUAUGUCAGCUUCGGGUUAAGUGACUUGUAUGGAGACAACAGAGUACAUGAGUUUACAGGAACAGACGGACCAAGUGGUUUCGGAUUUGAGCUGACGUUUCGCCUAAAGAGAGAAACGGGGGAGUCAGCACCACCUACUUGGCCAGCAGAGUUAAUGCAAGGCUUAGCCAGAUACGUCUUCCAGUCAGAAAACACCUUCUGCAGUGGUGACCAUGUAUCGUGGCACAGCCCUUUGGACAACAGUGAAUCCAGAAUCCAGCAUAUGUUGCUGACAGAAGACCCUCAGAUGCAGCCAGUGCAGACUCCUUUUGGGGUUGUUACUUUCCUACAGAUUGUUGGUGUUUGCACUGAGGAACUGCAUGCAGCUCAGCAGUGGAAUGGGCAAGGGAUAUUGGAACUCCUUCGGACUGUCCCAGUAGCUGGAGGCCCCUGGUUGAUAACAGAUAUGCGAAGAGGAGAGACAAUAUUUGAGAUUGACCCACAUCUACAACAGGAGAGAGUGGACAAAGGGAUUGAGACAGAUGGCUCAAACCUGAGUGGAGUGAGUGCCAAAUGUGCCUGGGACGAUCUCAGCCGGCCCCCAGAGGAUGAUGAAGACAGCAGGAGCAUUUGCAUUGGGACCCAGCCACGGCGGCUCUCUGGAAAAGAUACGGAGCAGAUCAGGGAGACUUUGCGGAGAGGGCUUGAGAUUAACAGCAAACCUGUUCUACCUCCAAUAAAUUCACAAAGACAGAACGGGUUGAACCAUGACCGAGCACCAAGCCGUAAGGACAGUUUAGAGAGCGAGAGCUCAGCAGCUAUCAUUCCUCAUGAGCUAAUCCGCACGAGACAGCUGGAGAGUGUACACCUGAAAUUUAACCAGGAGUCCGGAGCACUCAUUCCCCUCUGUCUAAGGGGAAGGCUCUUACAUGGACGGCACUUUACAUAUAAAAGUAUUACAGGGGAUACAGCAAUCACGUUUGUAUCAACAGGAGUUGAAGGAGCCUUUGCUACAGAAGAGCACCCCUAUGCAGCACAUGGACCUUGGUUACAAAUCCUAUUGACCGAAGAGUUCGUAGAGAGAAUGCUGGAAGAUUUAGAAGAUCUGAAUUCUCCAGAGGAAUUUAAACUUCCAAAGGAGUACAGCUGGCCUGAAAAGAAACUGAAAGUUUCCAUCUUGCCAGAUGCCGUGUUCGACAACCCGCUGCAUUAGAGCUGAAUUACACCCUUCUAACAACUGGGAGAGCCAAGUUACUGUCCAUUGCCCAGUGACUCACGGGAUAAUUAAUGCAGUAAAAACUCUGCCUGCAACUAAAAGAGUUUGCUGCACAACCACUGCAAACAGAAGAGGAGCUGCUCAGCACCAGCCCAGACCGAACUGAGCCCUUUCCUUUAUCCUUCCCAAGGCUGAGCUCUCUGGGAACAGCCUGCGUAUGUGUGAGUGCGAGUGAGAAUAUUUAACUAUGAAAAUUAGUAGUAAGAAUCCUUUUUUCUCUCUCCUAGCUACAGAACUCCCCUCUGCCUUAGCUCAGGGUGUAGAUGCUCUGCACGCCUGUAUUUACACAUGCGUUUCUGCCAGGUGCGAGCCUAUAAUCCAUGGAUUAAAUGUUCUUUACGUGACUCUGGAGUCCUUUUGUUAGCCAAACUUUUACUGACUGCAGAACUGUUCUUCCAUGUGCUAUUUUUUUUUCUUUUCAGAAACGGAAUGGUAUUUCCCCUGUUUAAAGGAGGCCAAAAGCUCACAUGCUUGAAGCUGAACAGAUUUAAAGAUGAACUUUCUAGUUCAGUCAAGAAAAACAAACCCAGAUCCUCCCUGCCCUCAAAUUAGGCAUGUUUUAAGUGUUGGUCUUGGUGCUAUUAGCUAUGGUAUCACUGCAAACAGAGGCAACUUUAUUCUCACGCAUCCUGUCCUUGUGCCUGAACCCCAGGGAAGGUCGCAACCCCUGGUUUUGCACAAGCAGGAGGAAGAAAGCUACCGGGGCGGGGGAGAUCUCCUGUUUACAGUGUGUUUAUCUUUAAAGAGAUACUGUCAAGUAUUUUUUCCUUGCUAUUGUACAGAAUUUGAGAAGCUAGAAAGGACCAUUUGUUCACAGGGACAACUUCAGCAGCUCUGCAGGAUCCAGAGGGCUGCUUGAAAGCAUAUGAAACAGAGAUCUCCACUGCCCUGGCGCAGCAGAGAGGAGACAGCCUCAAUAAAGCCAACUAUUCUCCCUGUUCCAGCAGGGUUGUGCCCUAGCACAGCUCCAUUUUCCCCUCUAGCCUCACUGUGAUGGCUCUUCUUGUUAUUGCCAAUGUCCUUCCUUUCAGAUAGAUUUGAGCUGUAAAGCAUCAAAAUCAGCUUGAAAAGACCCUCCCUCUGGAUCCCCAUGGCUUCCUCCUUGGAGCAAAAUGUGGUGUGCAGAGGGAGACGGUCUCUGCAGGGUCAGGCUGUGUCUCUGCAUCAAGAUCCUGGCCCCUGUGGAUAUGCUGCAGCAAACCACUGCAGGCUUUACCCCCUGCUGCUGUUGCAGGUUGUUUCUGAUGCAUUUUCCCCACCCUUCUUCUGCCCAUUGUCUUUUGGUGACAACUCUUCACUCCUUGUCAGGGGAGGUGCAGCUUUCCUUCCACCCCUUUUUGCCUACAGGAGAACCUAGUGAUUUACUCACAAUUGCUGUGUGAUCACAAUACAAGGAUAGCAGAAGCUUUUAACACUCAAGUCCCCUGAUCAAACAGCAAAGUCCAGGAGGCCUCACAGUACCCCAGGGUUGGUUUUCUGUUUGUUUUCUGAUUUAAUUUCUUCCUGGCACAUUCAGCUUUGAUGGUUUUUGCAUAUAUUUGGGGCUGGUUAACGUUGGUCAAGAAGCAGAGCUAGGAGCCACAAAGCUUUCUUUGGACUUGCUACAGAAUUCUGCUGUGGCCUCAGGCAAGUCACUCAAUGUCUCUCUGUGCAGAGGGUGAUUAUUGACUAGUGGGCUGUAGGACCUACCGAAGCAUGCCAGGGUUUGCAGGGGAGGGCGUGCUUUGUGUACAAAGUAGUAUUUGUAUUAUUGUAAUUGUUGUUAUAUUAUAAUUUAAGACAGGCCAAAUGCAGGGUCCAACACUGCUCGGCAGAACCUUCCUUUCUGCAAAGCUACGGAAGCAAUUUACAUGUAAAUGAGUUUGUAAUUUUGUCUGAACUCACAGGAUCAUCUUAGAAUCCUGCUGCGAAAGAACAAACUUUCAGAUAUCUGCAUGUGCCAGCCAGGGGGUUUCUGUGCUGUGGCAGACUGCAGUCAUCCGUGGGAUCUCUUGGCCAGUUUUCAUUGUCCUGGUUAGCACGAAGCAUCCCUUCUGCACUGGAGAUGUAUAUGCAGGGGACGGUGUGGGUGAGAAAAUGGCAUGAAGAUGUACCAGUCCAGCUUCAGAAAUUACGUGUCCAAAGUCCCACCACCAGAUAAUGAGCAAACAGAUGAUUGUGGCAAUCAAGGGAGAAAGGCAAGAGCAGCAACUACAAUUCUGUCCCAGAGCCAUCCGCCAGCAGUAGCCCAUGGGCUGCUCUUGUACGAUGCUUGCUAGGGGUACCUGCAGCAGAGCUGGGCCAUCGCCGCAGUGCUGGCUGCUCUUCCUUGUUUCCAGAUGCUAGCUCUCAUUAAAAGGAGCUUAAAAUGCACAUCUUGGUGAAGAAGGGACAUUUGGAAGGUCAAUUGUUACUGUUCCCACAGAGAUCAGCACAGGGCAGAGAGAAGUCCAGCAGACCCUCUCUGGGCUCUGACACACAUCUGGAAAGCUUAGGACCUCCUGCCCUAUGAACUCCUUGAGCCUUCGCAGUGGGGAUGCAGUGCUUUACGUAGGGAAUGCACCUCCUCCAGGCUGGCUCGUGCUCCAGUUCUGCCUUUCUUAUGUGUAUGUUUUCAUCACAUAUUUACUCUCAUGAGAUGCGCUGGGUUGGGUUUUCAUUGACUUCAGAGCGAGCACGCUGAAUGCAUUUGAAAAUCCACCCAGUAUCUUUGUGUGUGUGUGUAUUUUUGUUCCAUGUCAUGUAUUUAUAUAUAGUUCUGUGUAUUUGAGUUAUGAACAGGUGGCAUGCCAGAAAUCACUAUUUCUGAGACACUUUCUCACAGAACCUUGCUGGUAGCCAGAUAACAAUUGAGGGGAAAGUUUAAAGGCAAAGAAAUGAAAUCUUCCUAUUUAGUUAAGGGGGGAAAUAUUAGACAAGUGCUAAAAUAGAAAUCUCUGUCUCUUACAGUAGGUGUAACAAUGAGAGAAAGCAGUGAAAGUCAGCCUUUAAGCUCCAAGGUCGUGUCGCUGCCUCUCAACAGUUGUCUAAGAAUAAGAAAGUUGCAUGUUCCUCAGUAUCGUGAAUUGCUGCGCACCCACAGGACCUCCCCUCCCCUGACUCACAUCAGGUUUGCAACCAUGCCAAAGGCUUACUCAUAAGCAACUAAAUGAGAUCUCAAGCUUGGAUAUUUUCAUCUUGGGACAAGAGGACAUGCCUGUGUGUGAAGGAAAUGGAAAAGAAACCGUUGUAUUUUAGUGAGCAUUUUCCCUUCAAGAAGGGAAACGCAUCAGUGUUAAUAACACCAUGGUGUUUGUCUAGCCCAAACCUGCUGAGAUGGUAGGCCCCUGGUGCUGAGUUUUUCUAGGUUGUGUGGAAGGUGUGAAGGAGAUUGUCUGAAAACAAAACCUGUGAGGCUUGUGUUGGCUAAAGAUAACGUUCUGGAUGGAAAUGAACAUGGUUCAGAAGCAGCAGGUACAGGUUUUCUCCCUCCUGGAGAAGCCUUGCGAUGCAGGUCGAUAGGGAUAUUGCCAGAGAUGAAGAGAGAGCCUCAUGGCAGACCUGCAAUGCCUUGAAAAUCCAACAUGUGACAGCAGUUCCGAAAUGAGAGAAGUCCCAAAAGCCAGGACUACUCUCCCUCUCGACUUGUGAUUAAGAACAGAAGGAAUGUAUAGUUUCACUCCUGAAGUAUGUGGGCUAUGAUCUGAGCAGAGCUUGUAGCUGGUGUGACCUACAGUGAUAUUUUCAGUGGCUCAGAUAGGUGGUGCCUGCUGUGUAUCGUGUCUUUGAGGACGGUGAUAUAUUGCUCUUACUGUACAGAGAUUUGCCAGCAGUGAUUGGAAAUUAUAUUCUGAAGCUCUUCAAAUACUCAGUUACUCUUGGAUGGCUUUUGAAAUUACACCAAGUCAUCAAGUGGUCUUUGAGGAAGUGGGGGUUGUGUUGUUUUUCAUCUGUGACCAGGAGAAAUAUUUAGGGGGUGUAGCUUUUAAAAAGAAAACAGUUGAAAGAGAUGCUUGCCUUGGAGGGCGCAGAUUGCUGGGGAGAGGUUAUGGGGGGGAGGAGCAGCCUCGUCCUGCACCCACAGCUCAGGCAGUGGAGCCCUUCAUGCAACUCAGGCACUGCAAGGGGAGCUAAUGUGGAUGAAAGGAAGCCAGAAACCAAAGCGAGAAUCAUCAUGGCCUCAGCACAUCAUGGGGCCCUGCAGGAGAGUCCUCAUUUCCAUGCCAGGACCCACUGAGGUCCUGCACAGGCGCAGGCAGCCGCCACACACAUCCCACUGCAUGUUCACGCUCCGGCCUGUAUCCCUCACUGAUGGCGGAGGCUGCAAAUGGCUGCAUCUGAGGUUGAGUCAAAGAUGGGGAGUGGCAGCCUGGCUGCUGCUGUGGGCUCAUUUGUUAUUCUAAUCAGUGUGGGGUGGGGAGCGGAGCUCCUGCUCUGCUGCCCCUCGUGAGAACCUCCAGGCUGGUCACCGAGCGAGCCUUAUUGUUCAUCCCCCAUCCCUUCCCUUUGGCACAUGUCCCCAGCUCCCCUGGAAUCCUUUCUCUGGUGCUUCACUGGAAGGUGCUUGGCUGGCUGCAUGCUUCGCAGGACACAGGGUUAGAUGACACAUGGGAUCAUGGCUCCUGGGCUGUUUGUCUGUCCUGCGUCCUCCUGGGUGGGCAUCUGGAGUCAAUGACCUGCUUUGUAUCUGGCCAGGGCAAGGCAGCGUUGUGUCAGGUGGGGAGAUCCACAGACCCUCAGGCCAGAGGAAACCCUUAGACCUCUGUGUCCAGUUUUCCUUGCACCCUGUGGCUCUGCUGUACCCAGUCCUGGGCACCAGCCCAGGUGAGCAGGGGUCUGGCACCAUGAGAGCCCUUCCACUUCUUGGGGACAUGGUCCUCUACGUGACUGCCCUCCAUCUAGAGUAUGUAUUGUGCCUUAAUUCCCCCCGUGAGUGAAGCUGCGAGGGCACAUGAGCUGUCGAGCAACCAGGAAUCCCUUUCAGUGCAUCUGUCCCUAUCGAUUAAUGCCAGCCUGCACAGCAGCCAAACUGUGUCCAAAACAACCUCAGAAUGCGUGUUUGCCAGUGGGGUUCACCUCCAAAGAUUCUGAAGCUGGGUUUAGGUCUCUUGGACCAUGGCAGUUUUUAAUGAGCUCUGUAGCAACCUCCUAUUUUGAUCAUGGUUUUUUUUCUGUUGUGCAGUUCCCUUUUCAAAAGAAAACCCUCGUGUUUGACAUGAGUCCAGAGUUUCCAAUGGAGAAUAAGCCUGAGGUUGCAAAUGUGUUUAAAACCCAGCCUUGCAUCAACCUGUCUCUGUCAGGCAGUGAACCUGUCGUGUAUCGUGCUUCACCACCUCUUCAUUUCUACCAUGGUUCUGCUUCCCCUAAAGCCGCUGACAGACCAUAAAAUCAUCAUAAGUGGCACAUCAGUUCACAAACAUGAUUUCUGGUGUGCCUGGAGGUGGUCCCUUCCCUUUCCCUCGCUGAAAGACCACAGCAUCGCUCACCGUUCGCCUCGCAGGGCCCCGGCAGCAGGAGAGGAACAUCAGCCCAGGAAGGGCUGCACGUGGCUGGGGCCAGCGCUUGGUUGUUUUGAACUGUCCUGCCGCUGCCUCUUCCCUUCUUUAAAAGAGGAACAGAGAGGGGAAGAAAGCCCCAAACCUCGAAAACUUGUGGGGGAAGCUUCCUGCCGGCUGCUGUGCGUUGCACACACACUGGCCUUUUCUCUCGCCCUCUCCCUCCGCUCCCGGCGAGGCUGGAGAUGAAAAUGGCUCCUUUGUUCCUUUCCCUGGGGCCCAACUGCAGCGAAAGUGCGGCUCCGGAAACCCUCCGCGGAGCGAGCGGCGAGGGUGGGAGGGACCGAGCUGUGUGUGUGGUAGGGCCUACAUAAACACGGCAUGUGUUGACAAUGCCGCGGGCAGGAUGGGCGCAGAAGGACUCUGUGGUGCUGGCGACGAAGCUCUCGCGCUGUGCGGCAGCGAGCAGGCAGCGAGGCCCAUGGGGGCAGAGGAAGGGGUGUGAGUGGCUGUGUCCUCCCAGCAGUGACUGGUCACGGGCUGGGGGCUCCAGGCCCUUUUGAUCUCUGCAUUUGGCUAUUCCCUUGUGGAAGCAGACAGCAUCCUGCUGGGGGCUAGUGCCGAUGCCUGGGACCCCACACCGGGAUGCUCCUUGCAUCCAUCCAGCUCUGGAGUCCUGGUGCUCCAAGUCUGGCCAUGGUCAUGCUCCAAAACCCAAGUUUAGUCGUUGAAAACACUUCUCUCAUCCAGCCUGGGGUGGACACACCAGCUUUCUCUGUCUUUAAAGGUCUGGAGGUUUGGCUGUGCGCUUUGGACCCUAUUUUGCAUAACCUAGAGCAAGGACAAGCUUCCCAGUGUGAGGGACCCAUGGAUAAGAGGGACCACAGCAAACCCUGGCUGCUGGUGCUGCCCUCGCAGCCCAGAGAUGAACCUUUCUGUAGCUCAGCGUGUGCCUGUGUGCGUGUGUGUGUGCUUGGUCUGCGUGCACAGGGCUGGCUGGAGCGAGGAGCCCAAGGAUGCUACGACAGGGCCAGAAGGAGCCCGCGUGCCUGCAGGCAGUGUGUCCGUACCUUGUAGAUGCCUUUCUGCCCCUGCCCGCCCUUGUUUUUUAUAAAAGACAAAGGAAAAAAAAACCAAACCAGAAAAGCUGAACUAGAGGUUUUUAAAUAUUUUAUAUUAGUUUCUAAUGUAAAUUCCUACCUUGUCCUUGCAGUGCUGGGGGGGGGUUGCCUGCACGUGACCUUUUGUAAUAUUUUUGUGACUCACUAAACGUUUCUGUUUCCCUCCCGUGUAUUCGAAGUGCAUUAAAGGUCUUUGCAGAA